Molecule: messenger RNA, 3269 nt
Organism: Tripterygium wilfordii
Lineage: Eukaryota; Viridiplantae; Streptophyta; Magnoliopsida; Celastrales; Celastraceae
Exons: 4
Coding region: 463-2784 (773 amino acids)
Source: RefSeq, a predicted model, not a curated record
UCUCCCUCUCUCUCUCUCACACACACCCCCUCCACUAGAGCUGAACCACACAUACAAGAGGGUUCUCCACAGCAAAGAUAAAAAAAAAAAGAAAAAGAUACAAGCUUUAAGCCAAUUUGAGUAUUGAGAACACAUAGAACCACUCAAAUUCACGCACCCAGUGAUUUUUUUUUCCUUUUUUCCUUUGUGUUUUUUUCUUGGGGAGAAGCAAAAUCUCAUGGCAAGGGAAGUAUGAGGUCUUAGAACUCAUUAAGCCACUGAAAUUUGAACAGAAGUUGUUUGUUUGGUUCUUGCGAAAAAAUAUUGAAUUCCCGGAAGGCUGUUUUUGAUGAAAAGGAAGAACAAAAACAUCGGAUCUUCCAUUUCUUGGUCUCAGAUCCCCCUGCCAUGAAAACCCUUCAAUCUAGCUAGGUUUUGUUUCUCCAGAAUCUGAAAAGUUGGGGGCUCUACUGGGAUUUUGAGAUGGGGAGCUCAGCGGAUGAGCCCAAAGACAAUGGGGGCAUUGACCCUUCUGUGGGAGGGUUGGUUUGGGUCCAGAGGCGUAAUGGGUCAUGGUGGCCUGGUCGGAUAAUGGCUCUGGAUGAGAUUUCUGAUAGCUGCUUGGCCUCUCCGAAAUCGGGCACUCCUGUUAAGCUUCUUGGUCGUGAGGAUGCAAGCGUGGAUUGGUAUAAUCUUGAGAAAUCCAGGAGGGUGAAGGCCUUCCGUUGCGGGGAUUAUGAUGAAUGUAUUGAGAAGGCAAAGGCCUCUGCAGCCAAUCCUAAUAGAAAGGCGGUGAAAUAUGCUCGUAGGGAAGAUGCAAUUAUCCAUGCACUUGAGCUUGAGAGCGUUCUUCAGGGAAAGGAUCAUCAGUAUGUCUACUCCGAAAUGGAGAAUUUGGUUCGUGAGAAAAGUAGUUCUGCCCAAGAGUCACCUACAGUAUCUCAAUCUGGCGAAGAUGAUGACCUGAUCAACGAAGAGAGUGAUUCUGAAGAAGAUUCAGGUUCAGCGCAGGAAUUAUCGCAAUCUGGCAUAUCAUUUGAAGAGCCAAAUCAUAUCAGUGCUUCAAAGGUGCAAUCUGGGAAAGGAAAGAGAAGAAGAACCCCAAAUGAUUCCGAGGAUGAUGGAACAGCAGUAAUAAAGCGAAUGAAAGGACUUGAAGAUCUAGGAAUAUGUGUUGGAUCAAAGAGAAAACUCUCAGGAGGAGGAGCAGUUGAGCUCAUUAAACAUGACUGUAGUCCACUUUAUGAUUCUCACCCUGGCAAUGGCACGUCUUAUGGGACUCCUGUCAAUGGAAGCAAGGGUAACAACUCCUCUUUGAAAGGAAGGAGGUCCCAAGCAGCAAAUGUGCAUGAAUUGAGAAGGAAAAAUCGUUGCCGCGCACUGACUAAGGUUUUGGAAAGUACAGCUAUGGUGCCCAUUCCUGUUACUUGUGAUGAACUUCCAAGUACACAUGGUUCAUCUCAGUGUGGACUUCCUGACGCAAAAGUUUGGGGAUUGGAAUCUAAUGAGUCAAGAAAAAUUAUUUCCUUGGUAACUAACAAUAACUCAGACAGCACUGGAGUAUCAUGUGAGACCUCUUUACAUGCUUCGGAAAAUGUAUGUGAUGCUUCACUUAUUAUUAACAAGACAAAGGAGAAUGAGAUUUCCAGCAUGUCAGUUUUGGCCAAUGAUACUCAUGACAAGUUAUUUGAUGUCCCAUUUGUUGGGGAGGAAAAACACUCUGCAGAUUUUUCUCCCGUGGUUGGUGCAUUGGCGAGGCAAUCUAGUCUAAGUAGUCAAGCUGAAGCUAUGUCUUUGAAAAACGAGGGCCUUAAUGAAUUUGUUUCGACCAGUUUGGCAGCUGUUCCUGAUGAUUUGUGCCAGAAUCCGGAGAAAGGUACAACGUGGCUGUUAAAAGGAAAGAGGAAUGCAAGAAAAUUAAGUAAAAAUAGAAUACAGGACUCAAGAAAAUAUGUGGGCACGGAUGAUGUAUCCAAUGCUUAUUUGACAGGUACAGAGCACUUGGAUGGACUCCAACUGGCUGCUGUUCAGAAAGUUGAUUGUGAUGGCAUUGGUGGAUCCAAAACUCUGUACAAUUACUCCUCAUCUGAACCCGGUUUAGAAGGCGAUUUCUGGGGUUGGAACGGAUCUUACCAGCUACAUCCUAUGAGAGGUUUUAGAGCAGAAACAAAGGUUUUGCCUCAUGGUUAUGUGAGCCCUCAAAGAUCACUUCCUUUUCGGCAGUCGCGCUUUACAGUUCAUCCUAAAUAUCAGAUGUCAGACCUUCCUGUCAAAAGUUUUUGCACUGAUUCUAAACUCUAUGAUGUAGAGCUUGAGGUGAAAGCCAACUAUCGGCCACAGCAGGUUUCAUUGGUUUCUCUUGUGAGCAAGAUAGAUAGUAGAGCAAUUGUGGGCCAUCCCUUAACAGUUGAGGUGUUGGAUGAUGGUCAUUGUGAUCGUAUGAUGAGUGGCAUUGAAUAUGAUACAACUCAUUUGGCUCCUUUCAAAGCCAAAAUAACCAGUUACGCCGUUAAGAGAAAUUUUGAGGUUGGAAGAAAAUCUGCCAAAGAUAAGUCUCGGAAGCCACGCUCUUCUCAGAGCAAAUCAUCCAAAGUGAAGAAAGGUGGGCUAAUGUCUAAGAAGAUCCGGAAACUGUCAUCACUGACUGGCCAAAGAAGUGAAGAAGAGAGGAAACCGGUGUUGGCAAAGCUCAAGGAUCCUGUUAUAACUUGUAUACCUCUGAAAUUAGUGUUCAGUAGGAUAAACGAGGCAGUUAAUGGUUUGGCACGACCGACUCAUCGUGCUUUAACCCCUGGCAACUCUUGAAUUUGCUUCUCUGGGAAAAGUUGCGGCAGCAGGUGGAUUGAAUGGCAAAUAUCGUUGUGUAUUUUGGGAUUUUUGAUCCACUGAGGGAGCUGAGCCUUCUGCCAAUUUGAACUUGUGCCUGCCCUGAAGGUGGCUGCAAUGCCACAAUGUUUCGUUGUUGAAAGGAGUUGAAUUCUGUAGGAGAAUGAUGGACAGUGGCUGCGACGGCUCUGUAUAUAAUGUAACAUACUUCAGGUGUAGUCGUGGUAAGUUGGUAUUAGGUAUCGGUGGCCGUACGUUAGUUCUUUUCUGUUGAAUACUAAGUUUAAUUUAUGAAUUUAGAUUGAUCCUGAGGGAUAAUAACUAGAAUUUUGAGUUUGAUGCCCGGUUUCGGACAUGGUUGGGAAGUUCUUCCCAGAAUUUGUGAAUUGUUCAUUGCUUUGCUUAUAAGUGAACCAAAUAACUCUUUUUUUUAAGUUUUGCACUUGGGGAAGUGCUUUCUUUUA